This is a messenger RNA of Plasmodium falciparum 3D7, 2751 nucleotides long. RefSeq lists its product as uncharacterized. Lineage: Eukaryota; Apicomplexa; Aconoidasida; Haemosporida; Plasmodiidae. The record is from RefSeq and is a predicted model, not a curated record.
AUGAAAAAACAAAAAAGAAUAUAUGACCAAUCAUAUAUAAAAUUAAAGGAACCUCUAUGUGCUCAUAAUAAUAUACUAAAUAGCGAUGAACAUGAUGAAAAAAUAAAAAAAAAGAAAAAAGAGGAAAGAAAAAUAAAUAAACAUUUGUAUGAGAAUAUUUCUGAUAGUACAAACCUUUCAACCAAUAAAUAUUACAUAAACGAUUCAAAAAAAAAGGAAAAAAAAGAAAAUAAUAAGAUACACAAAAUGAUUAGACAUAAAAUAGGUAUGUUGUUUGAAAGGAUAAAAAAAAAAACAAAAAGAAAAAAGAAAGAAGAAAAACACACACAAAUGAGUAAUUGUAAUAAUGAUGAUAAUAAUAAUAAUAAUAAUAAUAACAACAACAAUCACAAUAGUAAUAAUAAUAACAACAACAAUCACAAUAGUAAUAAUAAUAACAACAACAAUCACAAUAAUAAUAAUAAUUAUUAUUAUAAUAGUAACAAAUUCUAUGAUUAUUUUCCCAACAUUGAAAAUAUCAAAAUUAAGAAUAUAAAUAGGAAACAUAUAAAAAAUAUCUAUAAUAAUACAAAAGAUAAAUUAACAAAGAAAAGAUAUCAAACGACUAAUCAUAAUACAAUUCAUCUAAACAAAAAUAAUGAAUAUGGGAUGCUUUUAUAUAAUAUUAAAAAUAUAUUAAAUUUAAAUAAUGAUGAUAUAAAUAAUUUAAUCAAAAUAUCGAAUUUUGAUAUAGACUUAGAUAUGGAUACUUUUUAUCAUACAUUUGUCAAAAAUAAUAAUAGUAAUAAUAAUAAUAAUAAUAAUAUUAAUAUAUUAAAUUACAAUAUAAAUCAUAAUAAAAAUAUAUAUGAUAUAAAAGAUUAUACAAAUGAUAAAAAUGAAAGAGUUAUACAAUAUAAACAAAAUUCAUCUCUCUAUCUUGGAGUUAGUGUAUGUAACAUAUCCAUAGCAGAGUCUUCUUAUUUCUUAUAUAAUAAAAACGUAAAAUACAAAUAUACCCCUAGUCAUCAUGUAACAAAUCAAAAUUAUUUUAAUAAUAAUAAAGCCACCAACAUAAAUAAUAUUGAUUAUUUUAAAGAUAAAUCAAAGGAACAAUAUUCUGACAUAAAUACACAAAUAAAAACACAUUUAUAUUAUCAACAUCCUUAUGAUGAUUCUAUAUGUUUUCUUAGCUCUUGUAAUAAAGAACAUAUCAUAACAAACAAACAAGACAUAAACAACCAACAGCAUGAUAUAAAAAAUGAACUAGGUAAAGAAAAUCAUCAAAACAUAUGCUCACAUAAAAAUUAUGGAACCUAUUAUUAUCAUAAAACAAAAUAUAUAUACCAUAGGAAUGAUAAUCCUAUAAGUACAAAUUUUUAUCAACAUAAUAAUAAAAAAAAAAAAAAAAAUUAUAAACACAAUAUAGAUAAUCGUAGGAAAUAUAAAAGUACCAUUAUUCAUUUUUUUAAAAAAAAAAUUUUAAGAAUAAAAAAAAAAAAAAAAGAAACUAAAAAAAUAAGUAAAACAAGAAGUGAUGAAACUAUAUAUAUUCAUAAAAAUAUAGAACAACACAAAAAUUAUAAAAAGCAAUAUUCCGAUAUAUAUAGAAACGAAAAUAUAAAUUAUGAAAUAAAAAAGGAAAAAAAAUAUAUAUAUAACAAUAAUAUUAAAAAAAAACUACGGUUCAUAAUAAAUAAACUAUUUUUAGAAAAAAGUAAAGAAAAAAAAACAAACAAACCCAAUAUUGUGCAAGGACAAAAAAAUGACCUACCAUAUAUUUCAAAUAAAUAUUUGGACCCUAAAUUUAAUGAAUUGUAUUAUAUUCAGAUGAUAAAUGUUUAUAAUGAACCUUUUUCAAUUUAUAUUAAAAUAUAUCAAAUAUAUAUUUUCUCAAAAAAAACAAAAAAUAUAAAAUAUUUUGUAGAUAACGAUAUAUGUCCGAACAAUAUACAAACUUUAACAUCUAAUAAAGAGAAAACAAAUGUUUCGAUUUAUGUACUUAUAGACAUCCAAAAUAAUUUUCUAAAAUAUAUUAUAAAGAAAAAAAUAAUAACAGAAAUACAAGACUGUUUACAAAAUUGGGAGAAAUAUAUCAUAACACAUAUACAGAAGAUGAGGGGAAUUCAUAAUAAUAAUGAUGAUAAUUAUAAUAAUUUUAUAUCUUUAUCGAAUGUAGUAAUAUAUAAAAAUAAUUGUGAUCUUAUUAUUCAACAUAUAAUAAAUAAAAUAAAAUAUUAUCUUAAUAUUUAUCUUAUACCCUUCUUUCAUAAAAUACAUAUAAGUAUUAUAAAUUAUAUUUCAGUGUACUAUAAAAAUGAAAAUUUACAAUACUAUUUUUUUCAUUCUAAUUCUACAAAAAAAAAAAAAAUCCAACUCUUUAUACAUAAAACAAAAAAUAACUUAAAAAAUACAUACAAUAAUAUAUUCUGUAAAGAAAAAAAUAACAAGCAUAACAUACAAAACAAAUAUAAUCAAACAUAUCUUAAUAAAGAUUUAUCAAAUUUUUUUUAUCCAUAUAACGAAAAAAAAUAUAUAUAUAUAAAUAAAAAUAAAACAAAUCCACACAAUCAUUAUUAUUACACAUUUUAUGAUCUUAUAUAUGAACCACCUUUCUAUUAUUUAAAGUCACACAAAACAGUACAAAAUUAUAUUAUAUAUAUAAAUAGUUUAUAUUUUAGAAGGUUACUCUUAUUAUAUACAUUUCUAUUAUUCUUUUUAUUAUUUUUGAUGAUAUUUAAUAUGCCUAUAUAUUCAUAUAUUAAAAUAUAA